UGAACCAGCAGACACGUAGGGCGGCCGAUACCAGCCCCCCGCUGAUGUUCUCAGAAGCUCUCGCAGGCCUCUGCGAGGCCAUGAUCUGAGCAGUCACCUCUGCGCUGUUGAGUGCAAACACACAACACUGCUGGGGGGCCCCAAGGCUCCCGGCGCACGAGUGGGAGCUCACCCCCGCCGCCGGGACCCAGGGCUACCGCUGCCGGGUGCCCUCCCAGCAGCCACACCUGGCCAGGCCGCGGCCGGCCCCUCACGGCCGGGCCCUGCCGCUCAGCCCCGCGGGCGGCGCCACCCGCGCAGGGCUCCGCUCCCGCCCCCGGGCCCGGGCCAGGUGGCCCCCGCGCCGCUCCGCCGGCAGGUGAGGAGGCGGCGGCCGCGCUGCCCCUCGGUGAGGCGGCGGGCGGGCUGGCGGGGCCGCCAUGAGGCUGCUCUUGCUGGCGUGCCUCCGGGCGCAGACCGGCAACGCGACCACCGCGGCCAGGAUCCGGAGUCAUCUACAUGCUGCAGGUCACAUCUGUGUUCUUAAAGACGCCUUCAUGUAUGAAAGUCCAACUGAAAUAGCAAAUCUGACCUCCACAGAGAAGUUUGAUGCAGCCUUGGCCAUUCAUCUUUAUAAAGGAGGCAGACUUCUGCAAGGUAGCAGAAUUCCUUUUGGGAUCAUCUUUGGUGGGACAGAUGUAAAUGAAGAUAUCAAAUGUGAAGAGAAACAUCGGGUAAUGGGAGCAGUGCUAGGAGAAGCCAGGUUUGCAGUGGCUUUCACGGUGAAAAUGAAGGAACUGGCAGCAGCGGAGUGGCCAGAUGCAAGAAAGAAAAUAUAUGUCCAAACUCAAGGAAUUAAGACUACACCCAGUGAAACAUUUGACUGGUAUAGAUUUCUACAGAAUGCAGGUGACCUGCUAAGCAGGCUCAGGAGCGGCUGUGGCCGGUGCGCGGCUGGUGUUAUAGGCAUUCCUACAGACACAGGCAGUUUACAUGUGUUUCUUUUGGUAUGCGGGCUUCGAAGAGUCAAAGACCCUCUGUAUUUAGUAGAUGUGUUUUCAGAUUGGCACAGAAAGGAUCCUAGUGUCCAUCUGGGCAUAAUGGGACCUGCAGUUGAUCCACUUUUUACAAGUGAAGUUAAGGAAAAAGUUAAAAGGGCACCUGGAGUGCAUUUAUUACAGGAGGUGCCACAGGACGAUCUUCAUGCUGCUAUGAAAAGGUGCUUUGCUGUGGUGAACAGUUCUGUUUCAGAGGGGAUGUCUGCAGCAAUUCUGGAGGCAAUGGAUUUAGAUAUUCCAGUGCUGGCAAGGAACAUUCCUGGGAAUGCAGCAAUAAUAAAACAUAAGGAAACAGGAUUGCUAUUUUCAACCCCCCAGGAGUUUGUUCUGCUGUCCAGGAGUUUGAUGAAUGACCCCAUUAUGGGAAGAGAAAUUGCAACAAGGGCCAAAGACUACGUGAAGAAACAUCAUUCAUGGGAAAGUGAAAGAAAAGCCUAUCAGGAUCUUGUCCUGAGACUCCAGUGAAUUGCAAGACUACAGCUGAUACCCAGCAGUCUAUGUAGAGCACUUCAUUGAUGGAUGUGUAAUUAGAUUUGGAUUUCUCUUGGUUCCUUUUUAGAAGAGAUAGUAAGACACAUUAUUAUUCUAUUCAAAUAUACGAACAUCACAGGGGUUGCCUGCUACUUCAAACUAUCAAAUUUAUCUAAUUUAGCACGCUGUCUCUAGCGUACCAAUUAAUCACAGACUGGUAUCGUUUUGUAAGAUCACACAGGAGAAAUACACUACUUGAGCAGACACACAGUGUUUGUUGUUCCAAGGCCUCAGAGGGAGGAUGGUUUCUUGGACGCAGCGGAGCCCUCCAUCACACAGAGCUUACAUCAUGUUCAGCUCAUGUUGCAUCGUAACCAAACUGCAGCAGCAGUUUUCUUUCCAGUUGUACCAGUCUGAAUGUGAUCAGGCAUGCGACAUGCACAUAUGUCUUCAUAAAGCCAAGGUUAGUUACAUAGAGUAUAAAAUUAUUAAGAUGAACGUUUUCUUAAGAUCAGUUGAUGAAAGAUCAAUUAUCUAUUGAGUGUGUAAUGAUCAGGGGGCCAAAAAGCAGACUGUUGGUGUUUGGGGAAAGUGAGGAGCACAGGGUGUGUUCUGUCCUGCCCUCUGAGUACCUGAACUGGCUGCACAGUCCUGUGCCUGCGUUUUCUCUUAGGUCCUGGGGCUAGAGCAGGAAGGUUGGCACAGCACCAACGGCGCCGCAUGGCUUCGGAGUCCAGAACCGCGCAGUGCUGCCCGCAGCAGUGAGAUGCGCUUGCAGGCACAGAUGCUUUGUUACAUAAACUACCUCUUAGUUUGCCAGUUUCUUUGGUACCUCAGUGAUUUACUUGUUUACUAAAGGAUUUAUGAGAGCUGUAAAAAGGGACGAAGCAGAGGGAAAAGAUAUUUUCCAUUUACUAUGUAUUUUGCUACUGUUCAUCCUCAAUUUGUGGCUUUCAGGAUAUAUUGUAAUACACUGCAGCAGGCUGUUGUAAAGUGAGAGUUACCUGUGCUGGAAGUCCAUGCUAAUCAUUCCUGCCAGCCCAGUCAUUAUGGACUUAUCUUGGAAUCCAUAAUUGGUCAUCAAAGGACUUAUAUAGAAGAAAAAGAAGGUUGUAUUUUUAACUAUUUAUUAGGAAAGUCUGUUUUGUAUAGGCUUGAUCCCGCCCCCAGUGAAAACCAGUGGAUGUUUUCGAUUGAUUUGAAUGGCUGUUGCGUCAGACUUCUCUUUGUAAUAAUGCAGUUUACUGUGUAUUUUAAGCUUUCCUCUUUAUUCUUGAUGAUUUGCAACUGUUGAGACAGUAAACAAGAAAGUAAUUUGAA
Messenger RNA from Falco peregrinus (peregrine falcon), 2828 nucleotides. It is a transcript of the gene GLT1D1, whose product is annotated as glycosyltransferase 1 domain containing 1. The record is from RefSeq and is a predicted model, not a curated record. Gene Ontology annotation, molecular function: glycosyltransferase activity. The transcript has 13 exons. NCBI's taxonomy places the organism in Eukaryota, Metazoa, Chordata, Aves, Falconiformes, Falconidae. Bases 420 to 1502 code for a protein of 360 amino acids.